Molecule: messenger RNA, 663 nt
Organism: Capsicum annuum
Lineage: Eukaryota; Viridiplantae; Streptophyta; Magnoliopsida; Solanales; Solanaceae
Source: RefSeq, a predicted model, not a curated record
CCAGGACAUACUUGGUUUGUCAAAUAUUGCCCUGCCAUGAUGGAAGCCACUAUACCUAGAUGGUUCUAUGAAUGGUGGACCUGCUUCGGGGGAACUAAAGAUGUUCUCCCCCAACAAUUUCUUAACAGGUUUCCAGACUUCCUAGUAAAGGAAGGUUGCUCCACUUUGCCUGAGCACAUUCAAAUGUGCAAAUUCUUUAUAAAGAAAAGAGUAUCAUAUAUUAUUUCCUGGAACUUCUCUAAAGAAGAGCAACACAGGAUCAAAUACUUAUCCAAGGAGAUCAAAAUCAAAGGUUGGACUCCUAAGCCAACCGCUCCCAAAACUCCAGACAAAGGAAAAGCUGCCACAACGGCUUCCCCCCAUUCCUCUGCUUCGAAGAAAGCUUUAAAAGAAAAAUUAAAACAAGCACUGGCCAAACUUGAUGGACCAGACUCUACAGACAACACCGAAGAGUUGUUACAACUUAUUGCUGAAGCAUCCUCAACCGGAAGCAGCAGUGACAAUGGCGAUAUGCUAGAUCCCAAAGGGAUUGCUAUGGCCUAUCUGGAUCCCUAUUAAGAAUAGGGAAAUAAUCUUUCCAAGAGAUAGAGGUCCAAAGGGCCGGAAUUACCUCUUGAAAGGACAAUUCACUAUUCCUAAAAGGAAUCCAGCUGUCUCACUAAU